Messenger RNA from Gilbertella persicaria, 1754 nucleotides. RefSeq lists its product as uncharacterized. NCBI's taxonomy places the organism in Eukaryota, Fungi, Mucoromycota, Mucoromycetes, Mucorales, Choanephoraceae. The transcript has 6 exons. The coding region runs from base 90 to 1472 and encodes 460 amino acids. The record is from RefSeq and is a predicted model, not a curated record.
UUUUAAUUUCUCUUCUUCUUUAUUCAUACCCUUUUUUUUAUUAAGUUUCUUGAUUUACUCAAAAAAAAAAAAAGAAGCUCUUUUUUAGUAUGAAUCACAGUGCGUAUGAUCUAGAGACUUUACAAAAAGUUUGUCUUGAUGGUGUUUGCCAUUGUGAUUGGCGCUUAACUAUUGAAGGAUGUGCUGAAACGCAUGCCAUGACUAUUGUUUAUGGAAUCCAUGCUGCUUUAUGUGCAAUGAACUUUAUUAUUGGCUCUGGCUUAUUGUUCAACCGUGUGGUACUCAAAGGUCAUACUUUGUUUGACGCUUCUGCCUCUAAAGGUUGUUUUCGACCAAAGCCCAUUGACUGUAUGCUGUUGUUUCUUAUUAUCUUCAAUAUAUUGAGAUUUAUUGUUAGUAUGGUCCUUCUUACCGAUAUUUGCCCAGAUAUGAUUUCUCGCUCAUUCUUGUUCGAGUUCCCUUGGCAGUUUGAAUAUGGUGGAUUCGCUGUCUAUUUGAUUGGUAUUGCUCAAACAUUGGCUGACAGUCACCGUGCUAUUGCCAACAGUUGGUUGCCAUCUCCACGCUUAGUGGAUAUUAUUGGUGGCACCUUAUUUACUGCACCUUUUAUUAUCAAUAAUGUCUUUUCGCUAUCAGCUGGUAUUUUAGCCGAAAGAGACUUGAGACUCGCUCAACUCUUCAGUCGUUUGAUUUAUAUCAUGUGGUUUGUUUACUGUACAACCCUUGCUGCUCUUGUUGCCUUUGCUGGUGUUAGAUUGGUUGCUAUUUUACAAGAACAUUUACAAAAGUUCAACACAUCUGGUCCUCGUUAUGUUGCCAUUCAAACAGGUAUCUUUAAGAUUCGUGCUGUUGUCUCUAUUAUCAGUAUUGCUGUCAUGAUGUUUGCCAUCUUCUUGUUGAUCUUUGGUAUUUUGCGUGAAAUCAUUAUUAUCAACUAUGUUGGUUCUAUUGUGCUUUCUAUUAUUUGGAAUUUCUUGGGUGCUGUCUCAAGUGGUGGUGUUAUUAUUGCUAUCCUUAUCAAUCCCAAGAUUGAUGAUAAUACCAACCUCGGUUUGAAGACGUCCAGUGCUGAAAGAUCCAACAGUCAACAAACACCUCAAUUUGUUACUUAUUCCAACUUUUCUGCUCAAGAAUAUUCUGCCACAGCCAGUAACCAUAACCAGAAUGGUGCACAUGGUACGCUGAGUCACAACGCAUUUGAUGAACUGAAAUUACAACAAUUACAAUAUCAAAAAGUUUUUCAAAAGCACAACCAACUGCCUCAUAGCACUAUAGACAAGAAAAUCGUGCCCGAAAUGAAGAUUUCUCCUUCCGGUAUCCCUUUGCAAGACUCAGAAUACUUUAAUUCUUCCGAAGAAAAGGCUUCUUUUCGUGGUGAUCGUCAUCAAUCUCACCAAGUUGAUGAUGAUCAUAUUGAAGACGAUGGUGAAAACUCUCAAAUGGAUUUAGUGGAAUACGCUGCAAAGAACUAAAACCAAUCCUAUAUCUUGUUUGUAUGUUUAUAACUUUAAUUCAUAACCCCUUCAUUUCUCUUUCUUUUUUUUUUUUACCAACUGAAUACUAGAUUAUUAUUAUUACCGCUAUUAUAAAAAGAGGCUUCAGUCUUAUGGCGCUAUUUUCAUUUACAAAUCUCUACCAAGAACACUAGUUACAACGAAAUAUUAGAUAUGAUGAAAAUAGAAAUUAUACAAUUCCCUGAUUUUGAAUUGACAUAUCGGCCAUAAAUAUCGAUAUAGAGAAAUGCUGAUUUUCGU